Messenger RNA from Cylicocyclus nassatus, 3297 nucleotides. The record is from the annotation of a GenBank genome assembly. Lineage: Eukaryota; Metazoa; Nematoda; Chromadorea; Rhabditida; Strongylidae.
GUUAGGUUGGUCGCCUGUCGUUCUGCUUUCAUGCUAAAUGGUAUUCUAGUUGACAGGUGAUUGAUGCGGCGGUGGUGAUGUUCAUUGAAUCGUGGGUACCCUUCGUCUUUUCGCCACAACAUCGGCUGUUACAUCUGUCAUUCCUUUUCUUCGUCGUUCCAUAUCUUUACAGCUAUCUCCAUGAACAACACCAGCUGAGGUCGUUUUCUGUAGAACGUGCUAUGUCACUAGCAUGGGACCGAGCAAUCGCGAAACCUGGUAUACCUUUUAGGAGAGCAGUUGUCGGUUUUAACUGCAAUGUGGACGUCAUCGUAUCAGGCAUACAGAUUAUUGAGAAUCUAAACACUACUUGUGAAAAAGGCACGGAUCAUGAAAGCUUAGAGACACUUAGUGACUUGCACGAAACGUUCAUACAUUUCUUUCAAAGAGGAGCACCUGCUGAAAGGUACAUGGCAUCAGAGAGCACCUUCGAAACGGUUGUACGACAAGCAGAAGCAGUUGUACCUCGUGCCCAAUACCACAUCGGAGGCAACGCAGCUCUGAUGGCAGAACGUAUAGCAUCAGGGUUUCCUAGCACAGAGGUCUACCUCGUCGGUCCCAUUGGUCCAAGAAGCCAAGCCUUGUUGAACCCGUCAGUUAGGCGGACAAACUCAACGAGGAUCAUCAAAGAUGAGUUGCACGUGAUCAUGGAGUACAAACAAGGCGAAACCUUGGGAGAUUGGAUUGCUCCUAGCAGCAGUAGAUUUAUCACUAGUCAUGAUCACUUCAGUGGUAGCACUGUAGUGAUGGAGAUGUUCUUCAAGGCUAUUGCUCAGUUCAAACCGGACCUCAUAAUCUUAUCAGGAAUCCAUACCUUAGAGUUUCAUAAUAAAGAAAUGAGGUUAGAAAAGCUGAGGAUGAUCCGCAGAAAUUUGCUUCAAAUCUCUUCGAAGAUGCCCAUCCACUUUGAACUGGGAAGUUUGGCAGAUGCUACUUUCAUGUUCGACAUUUUACAUAGAAUCAUACCACACGUCGACUCGCUAGGUAUCAACGAGCAAGAAUUAGCCUUCUUAUCUCACGUGGCCGGCGGGCCUCACAUGGAAGAGUACCCAGUUCAAGCGGGAACUGUGCAUGCGCAUAAGGUCGUUGAGAUGCUUGACUGGCUUUUGAAAACAUUCGGACGUGAUCGAUCAAAUCCAAAUUCGAAAAACUUUGGAUAUCGACUACAAAGGAUUCACUUUCAGUGCCUUACCUACCAAAUGGUGGUAAGCUCUGGCAACGACUGGUCAAAUCUGGCUGCUGGUCUGGCAGCAUCUUCUCGAUUAGCUGGAAGAAUGGCUUGUAAUUUGGGUCAUCAAGCACGUCUUGAGACUGAUAUGCUGGAAGUGAGGACGGCUCCAUCGUUUAUCCUUGACAAGAAACUAGGAAAAAUGUACAAUUUCCAUGCUCACAAUCCAAUCGCGUCUUGGAUGCGUGAUCAAACGCUUUUCAUCUUCACGCCUGUUCUCGUCUGCAAAUUUCCCAUGAAAACUGUAGGUGUAGAUGAUGCGAUCUCCACAACAGGAUUGUUAUAUUCACAAUUUUAUCGGUUUGAUAGCAACAUGAAAUGGAAUGUUCAAAUCUGCUCGGACACUACCUUCAAGCAAGAGAGGCGCCCUAGUUCGAUAUGUUUUCUGAUGCGUCGUGCCAGCGUACCGCUGGUUAGUAUUUGUCGAUGGGUGAGAAGACGAGCCCAAGCUCCACCCCCUGCAGACCAUAGCCCUGGAAUAUUGGAUGAAGGAGCCACAUUUUCCGAUGUGCACUCAGUGAUCUUGGAUCCUACAUCCAAACUACCGUAUCCAGAGAAGAUUCUGAAAGAGCACGUAGAGAAAACUUCAAAAGAAUUGCUUAAGGAGAGGAAUAAGGCUAGGUACGGAAAAAAGAAAAUGUCUAAUGUUAUCAAUUUUGACCAUAUUCCUCUGGAGGAUCAAAUCGUAUGCUUGUUUCCUGGUCAAGGUGCUCAGUAUGUAGGCAUGGGAAGCAAGCUCACCGAUUGUCCAGAAGCAAAAGCAAUUUUUGAUCGUUCUGCAGAGAUUCUUGGAUAUGAUAUCUUAAAGCUUUGUGUGGAGGGUCCAAAGACGAAGCUGGACCAGACUCUUUAUUGCCAACCAGCUGUAUUCGUGUCGUCAGUGGCAGCUUUGGAAAAAUAUAAAGCUUCUGAUGAAACUAUAGCCGAUCGUAUCACCGAUGUUGCUGGAUUUAGUGUUGGAGAAUUUGCCGCACUAGUUGCUGGAGGGAUUCUUAGCUUCGACGAUGCAUUGCGGAUAGUGGAUGCCCGUGCCAAAGCUAUGCACGAAUGCAAUCAACUAAUCAAAAGUGGAAUGAUGACGAUAAGAGUUAAUGCAUCGUCGAGACUCGAGCAGGCUAUGGAAGAUGCAAAAGUGGAAUCCAGGGAAAAAGGUGAAAUGGAAGUGUGCGAGAUUGCAAACUACCUAUUCUGUGGAGUUCGUGUCAUUGGCGCUAGUGAGACAUGUAUGCGAUACUUGGAAGAGAACCAGAAACGAUAUAACUUCACAGUUGUCAAACGUCUAGAAGUCAGCGGCGCGUUCCAUACUGUGCAAAUGCAUGACGCUGUACCGAAAGUUCGCGAAGCUAUCGCUGGAGUAGAACUCAAUCCCUCUAGAUGUAAUGUCUACUCAAACUUCACAGGACAUGUGUAUCCUGCCAAAAAUUCAGAAAUUCGUAGCGUUAUCGCCAAACAAGUAACGAAUCCUGUCAAAUGGGAGCAAAUACAGCAACUGCUAUAUCGGAAGCACCGCGACUACGUGUUCCCGACAUUUGUGGAAAUAGGCGCUGGGCGACAACUCGGCGCCAUGCUAAUGCAAACAAGCAAAAAAGCUUUCAAAAAUUGUCAGCACUUUAGCUGCUAGUAUUUUCACAAUUUAGAUCGAAUUUGUAAUAUUAAACUAGGAUCAUGAUUGAUGUGUUCCUUUUUGACCUCUUACACUUUGGCGUAAUAGAAAAAAGUAUUUCUGAAUGAUUUCUCGAGUUUAUGUAACAGUUUAGCUAUCUAUUGUUUAGAAAGUUGACCUCGCAAAACCUCUAAAUGAUUAUUCUUAGUCUUCGACGCAUGUAUAAGACUAGAAAUGUUGCUUUAUGUUUAUGAUCUUUUUGUAUGACUUUUGUAGAAAAUUCGUUUUUAUGAUUCGGGCCAAGCUUUGUACACGCACACACUUUGAGUCGUGGCAGUCAACAUAGGCUAUUAUUCAAUAUUUUUGAUCACUGUCCAGCGUACACGGUUCUGCUCGGUCCAUGUCCAGCAAUGGCACACCGAAGUGG